UUUUAUAUACGACAAUUAGUUUAUAUAUAAACGUACAUUUGUUUGCAUAAAAUGGUGUAAAAGUCCCUUUUUUCAAGUAUUUUACAUCUUCCAGAGAAGACUUCCGCUGUGCCAUGAAUAGUUCGCUCUUUCUGGAUUUUAUCGUGUUGAUUUCCUGCAUCAUUGAACUUGCGGAGAGCAAGAAUGUCCUUAUACUGCUAGGAGAUGACGUGGGCUUCCAGUUUGGCGCCUACGGAAACCGGAAAAUCAAAUCUCCGAACGUGGACGCCCUAGCCGCACGGAGCCUCGUUUUCAACAACGGGUUCACUUCCGUCAGUAGCUGUUCCCCGAGCCGGUCGGUGGUGUUGACGGGACUUCCAGUUCACCAGAACGGCAUGUACGGCCUUCACCACAGCGUCCAUCACUUCAAUUCAUUUGAUAACGUCAUGAGCCUUCCUGUCAUUCUCGGCAAAAACAACAUCCGCACAGGAAUUAUCGGCAAGAAGCACCUAGGGCCCGACUCCGUUUACAAGUUCGACUAUGAAGUCACGGGAGAACACUAUCCGUUAUUACAAGUUGGUCGCAAUAUCACUUGCAUGAAACAUUACGUGCGCGAGUUCCUUAAUCAGUCUAGGAAUGACUCGAGGCCAUUCCUGUUGUAUAUCGGUAUUUUUGACAUUCACCGUUGCGCAACGGGCGGGAAACUGGGGGACUUUUGUGACAAGUUCGGGGACGGCAUGACGCCCGGAACUGGCGUCAUCCCCGACUGGAAACCAGAAGUGUACCGACCGGAGGACGUGGAGAUUCCGUACUUUUUGCCUGACACGCCGGCGACGCGGGGAGACCUGGUGAACAUGUAUAAAACGUACAGCCGGUUUGACCAAGGAAUCGGACUGUUUAUGAAGGAACUCGAGAACGCGGGUUUUGCAGAUGACACUCUCGUGCUGUUUACGUCCGACAACGGGAUUCCAUUUCCGCUCGCCAAGACGAACCUAUAUGAUCCUGGACAGGGAGAACCGUUCAUGAUUUCCUCGCCGUACCACCGCGAUACCUGGGGAAAGCGGACGGACGCCAUGGCCAGCACAAUGGACAUCCUUCCGACUGUUCUAGACUGGUUCCAGGUUCCGUUCCCAAAAUACAAGCUAAAUGGCCUGCAAGUCAGCAUCACGGGGAAAUACCUUUUAAGGGCAUUGACCCCAAACCCGCCACCAGCGUUUGAUCACGUUUUCAGCAGCCACAUAUUUCAUGAAGCGACAAUGAACUAUCCUAUGCGGGUAAUGAGGACGAAGAAUAUGAAACUCAUUCAUAAUUUGAAUUUCCUAGCACCGUAUCCAUUGGCAACAGAUUUGUACCUAAAUCCGACAUUUUUAGACAUUCUAAAUAGAACCGAGUCAGGCAGGCCGUUGCCAUGGAUAACAACGUUAGAAAAAUAUUACUAUCGAGACGAGUGGCAACUGUUCAAUUUGACCUCUGAUCCGCACGAGCAGAAGAACCUAGUGGGGUCGUCCGCGUAUUAUGACGUCAUGAAGACGAUGAUGACGUCACUGGAGAAAUGGUUGGAGGUUACCGGAGAUCCGUGGAGAUGCCUUCCGGGGUCGGUGCUAGAGGGGAAUUCCUGCGACUCCAUGUAUAAUAACGUUAACAGUGGCUUUAUGUUUGGAUAAAAACUAUUCUGAACAAAUCAUUUUUUUUAUCAGCUUUCGUGUACAUGUAUGUGUAUUAUAAGGGCCUCUUAUGAAUGAUAGUACCACAAAACGUAUAUUGUGAGAUGAAGAUUAAAGAUAAUCCGUUUUAAGCAUAUUCAGUGGAGAGUCUGGCUUGCAAUUUCAAAUAAACUACGCUAAGCUUUGGCAUAAUGCACCAGUCAAUUGUAACCACGGCUCCCCCAGGUCCGGGGAAUAGCGGGGAGUUUGACUUUCGGUCCAGCCAACCCCGGCUAAAAUCCCCGCCCUGCGGGGACGAACAAAUGGUAAAAUCCCUGUCAAAUGCCCCCGCACCCCAGGGACCCUAUGUAAGGCCCAUUCCCGCUAUAUUUAAAGCGAAGACAAAACCACCGCAUUCACCCGGCACUACGGGGCCACCUGAAAGGUAGAAACACGGCCCAUUUCCCGGGCUAUCCCCGGUAUACCACCGGACCUGGGGGGGGGGGGGGGCGUGGUUACAAUUGACUGGUGCAUAACUAACAUGUCAAACAAGUUGUUUGAAAAUACAUUUUGUAUAUGCUUUAAUAGUGUAACACUGAUAACCAACGGAAGUACAACUAUGGACAUGAGUCUUCAAUGCCAUAGAUUUGAUAGUCAAUAAAUAUAUAUAAAUUAUCUAUAUAUAGUACAGUACAUGUAUAUUUCAAUAUUUUUGCAUACAAUCCACUUCAGUUACAUUUUUAUUUUAAAGAACUUAGUAUAGGUUGAAUAUAGGAGACACAGAAAUACGUAUUAAUAAGAAAGGGGCUACAUGUAUCAUUUAAAGCUGCACUCUCACAGAUUGAACGUUUUGACAACUUUUUUAUUUUUUGUCUUGGAACGAGCCAUUUUUUGCGAAAAUCCAUGGAAACCAAUUAUAUAAGACUGCUGACAAAAAAAUAGAUUGCAGAUUUUUAUUUUUAGUUCAAAAAUUGAUGUAUUAUGCGUAUUUCUUAAACUGUUAGCAACGGUUUAAGCCAUAAAACAUUAAUUUUCGAACGGAAAUAUGAAAAUCUACGAUCUGAUUUUUUGUCAGCAAUGUUAUAUCAUUGGUUUGCAGAUAUCUACGCAAAAAUUUGCACUUUCCAAGACAAAAAAAAAAAAGUUGUAAAAAUGGUAAAUUUGUGAGAGUGCAGCUUUAAAGAGAAGAACGUGCAAUAUUCAAAGCUAAAAAUAACGGGGGAGAUAUUUUAACAUUGCUUUAAUCUUACAUGCAUGUGAGAUAAGUAUACGAUACAUAUUACCCUUGUAUUGCUGUUUACAUGUGAGAAUAUAUGUAUUGACAGUAUUAAACUGUAAUAAAUACUUCUUUUACA
Molecule: messenger RNA, 2977 nt
Organism: Mya arenaria
Lineage: Eukaryota; Metazoa; Mollusca; Bivalvia; Myida; Myidae
Product: N-sulphoglucosamine sulphohydrolase-like
Exons: 7
Coding region: 114-1643 (509 amino acids)
Molecular function (GO): arylsulfatase activity
Source: RefSeq, a predicted model, not a curated record